CAAAAAUAUAUUUGCACUGACCUAUAAUAUACACUUAAACUUUAAUAAGUUACUUCAAUAAUAUACAGAAAAGACGAUGUCCGAACUUGCCUUAGAAGAUAAAAGGGCGGAGUUCAUUGCAGAAUAUGUUUUGACUUCUCAUAAACUGAAAAGUGACAAAUGGAUGAAACUAUGGAAUUCCGAAGAAAUGAAGCAAAGAAUCAUCAAUUUUUUUGAGAAAUCUGACAUAACUCAAUUAUUCAUAAAUUUGACUGCGGCUGGAACAUUGACAGCUGAAAAUGAUUUUCCUGUUGGUUUUAAAUCUAAGACAUGUUUUUUCAUGAAAAAGUCGAAAGAAGCCAUACCCAAAGAUGGACUUCUUAAUAAAUACAUCUUUUAUGGGGAUCUUUCAUAUAGUCCUUUGGACCAUUUUUCUGCAUUUGUUGAUGAAGUCCUUAUCCCCGUGCUCUCGAACAAGAAAAAUUAUAGUUCUUGGCCAUCAGUUGUGUACGAAGAUGUGAUUAAGUAUGCUCACGGCCUAAAAAGACAGACCGAUAUUGUUGUUGGACAGUCGAAGGGGAAGACGCUUUUGCCUCUUCCUGUAGAACAAGACCGAAUUAAGGAACAUUUUAAAGAAGGUAAAGUAAGUCGAAGCUUUGUCUAUGCAAUCGAAUCACUCGUUAUUGACUGGUCUCAUCAAAUUCAUAAAGUAUUGCUCAAAGACUCUUCUCAGCCUCUUUUAAAUGGUUUACAUCCUACUCCACUGGUGGAAUUGGACUUUUGGAAAGCAAAAGUAACAAACCUAGAAAACAUCUAUGCCCAGUUAAGUACACUGAAAGUUAAACAAAUGGCACAGAUACUAGAACAAGCCAACAGUAGUUACUUUAUCCCAUUUAAAGAAAUGUUUAAAUCUGUUGUAACAGCUUUACGAGAAGCCCAAGAUAUUGACAUGCAUUUAAGUAUUAUGCGUACUCAACUGGAAGAUAUGGAGCAGGCUGAAUUCGAUCAAGUAUCACAACAUAUUGAACCUAUUUUCCAUGUUAUUUGUUUAAUAUGGGCAAGUUCUAAAGGCUAUCGACAGCCUGCAAGAAUAUUGGUUCUUUUGCAAGAAUUAUGUAAUCUUAUGAUUAAUCAAUGUCGAACCCACUUAGAUCCCUAUGAAAUACUGAAAGGUGAAGCAGAGGAAAUUUAUCCAAAAGUCGAAGAGGCAUUAAAAGUUUUGCAUAAAUUUAAAAACACUUAUGAACAACAUCGUCAAAAUUUACCAGUAUAUUUUGAAAAAGUAGCCAAAAAAUUAAACACUUCAAAUGAAAUAGUUUUAUGGGAAUUUAAAAAUGAAUUAGCAUUUAGUCGUUUUGAUUCAUUUGUUCAACGCGUUGAAGAAGUCCAUUAUUUAAUGACAACAGCUAUUGAAUUUCUGAAAUUGGAGAAACUUGUAUUCGGUGGGAUUGAUGGUGGUUCAUUGAAUCAACGUGUCACUGAAAUCUACGAAUCAUUCUGUAGUAGUUAUAAGAUGUUUAAUGACAGGUCGUAUGAUGUCUUGGAUCCAUUGAAUGAAGAGUUUUGCAAGGAUUUUGAAUUAUUUAAUCAAAGUGUACGCGAUUUAGAAUAUCGUCUGUCCAAUGUAAUUGAACAUGCAGUAGAUGGUUGUCCUGCUAUAGAACAUUUACUUAAGCUUAUUAGUAUCCUGCACAGUCUUUUGGAUAGACCAAUAAUAAAAGAGAGUUUUCAACCCAAAUAUAAACGUUUAAUUCAAAUGUUAAAUACUGAAAUGGAUGUAGCAAAGAAAAUUUAUGAUCAUCAUAUAAUGGGUGAAAAACUCCGGCAUGAAAGCUCAGUCCCAUCAACUCAUAAUAACAACAAAUCACUUACAAGUCCAGAGAGUAGUGAGGAAAAAGAAACACGCUCUACAAAACCUGGUCUGUACAGAAAGCAACGUACUUACUAUUCAGAGAUUCAUAAAAAUAUGCCCAGAUUAUCAGGGAAUUUAAAGUGGGCUAAUGACCUGAAAAGUCGUAUUACAUCACCAAUGGAAAUGAUUAAUCAGUUAGAUUUACCGAUAUUCCAUACUACAGAAGGUGCAAUAAUUCAGAAGAAAUAUGAUCAAAUAAUGAAACUUCUUCAAGAUUAUGAAAAAGAUGCAUUUAUUGAAUGGUCUAAAAGUGUUGAUGAGAUAUGCUCAUUUAAUUUAUCUCAACCAUUACUUGUACGUGAUUCAAACACAAAAAUGCUCAGCGUAAACUUUGAUGCGAAGCUUGUAGCUAUUCUCCGUGAAGUCAAAUAUUUGGGUAUACGUGCCAAAGAAACAAUACCUGAGUCAGCAGCUAAACUAUAUGAACAAAAUGAUAAAUUACGCAAUUUCCAUAUCAGUUUAGAUAUGAUUGUUCAAGCCUAUAGCUAUUUGUCGAAUAAACUUUUACCUGAAGAAUCACAACUUAUCACCGGUGAAAUAAACACAUUCGAUGAACAAGUGAAAAAAGCAGAAACUGUUUUAAACUGGCAGACAAGUGAUGCAUGGGAUUACAUUGAAAAAACACGGAACCAAGUCGAUGAUUUAAAACGUCGAGUUGUACAGACGCAAGAAAAUGUUCAACAGAUUCAAUUAAUUAUGACUACUUGGUCUAAACUGCCCUUGUUCGAACGUAAAGAUGGUAAACGAGAGACAUUAUUAGGAUUAGACGAUCGAGAUGACAGAUGUUCUAAACGAUAUGCAGAAAUCACUGAGGCCGGAAAACAAGUUCUUAAUCUGUUACUUGCAAACCGAGAGUUAUUCAAAGCAAAUGAAGACUAUCCUGCUUGGAAAAAAUACACAGAAUAUGUUGAUAAUAUUGUUGAGAAUGGACUUAUUCAGACAAUUGAAUGCAGUCUGAACUAUCUAAUUACAGAAACUGAAGAUUUGUCCACGACAGCUGCUCUCUUAGAAUCACAAAUGGAAUUACAGGCGCCAGAUAUUACAUUUCAACCAUCCAUGGAUACGGAAUCAAGCAAUGGUUUAUACGCACUUGUGGAUCAUAUCAUUGACGAUAUUUAUAAACAGUCAACUUUUAUCCCAUAUAUGACUAAUAUUAGCAUGAAAGACGGUUACUUGAGUAAAAUGAAUCAAAACGAAAAUCUGUCAAACAAACGUAAACUUCUCUUGGAUCGUGUUGAAGCUGUUAUGAAAAAGGCUUUAAGUUAUCGUGCACACUUUGACACAUAUGCCUAUCUAUGGAUAGAUGAUCGUAAUGAAUUUAUGCAACAAUUCCUCUUGUAUGGACAAGCUGUUAGCCAAGAAGAUCUUGAUUUAAUCAACGCCGGUGGUAUACAAGCAUCGAAUGAAUUAGGCGAUGGUCAAAGUGGUGAUAAUUUGCCUGUAUUGAAACCACCGACCCUGGAGCAAUUUAAAGAACAAAUCGAUUAUUAUGAGAAGGUCUACGAAGAGGUGGAUAAAUUAGUUGGUUCUACUAAAUUCGAUUCAUGGUUCCGUGUAGAUGCGCGGAAAUUUAAACAAGCGCUUAUAAAUGUAAUCAAAAGAUGGAGUUUAAUGUUUAAACAACAUUUAAUUGAUCAUGUUACAACAAGCUUAGAAGAUUUGAAUAAAUUUAUUCAGACUUCUACCAGUGGUUUAAGUGUAGAUCUUCAAGAUGGCAAUUAUGAUGCAUUAAUCAGUGUUAUGGGACAUUUAGGACGUGUAAAAGAUCGUCAAAUUGCAACAGAUGAAAUGUUUGAACCUUUAAAACAAACUAUUGAAUUGUUGAAAACAUACAAUCAAGAAAUGCCUGAUGAUGUCCAUCAGUUAUUAGAGACUCUACCUGAAAAGUGGAACAACGUUAAGAAACAGGCUAUACUGAUGAAACAAACAGUUGCACCAUUACAAAAUAAUGAAGUUGCUAAUAUACGCCGUAAAUGCGCCAACUUCGAUGUGAAACAACAUGUAUACCGUGAAGAAUUUCGAAAAAUUACACCAUUCAAUUAUAAUUGUCGAAAUCCUUAUGAAAUUAUUGACAAGAAUCAUCAUAGUUUAUUACAACUAGAAAUUGAAAUGACUAAUCUGCUUACAUCGGCUAGUUUAUUCGAAGUCAAUGUACCAGAGUUUAAACAAAUUAAACAAUGUCGUAAAGAAUUAAAGCUGCUUAAAAUUCUAUGGGAUUAUAUUAAUUUAAUACAGACAAGUAUACACAACUGGACGCUUAGUUCAUGGCGAUCAGUGAACGUUGAACAAUUAGAUUUGGAUUGUAAAAAAUUCGCCAAAGAUUUACGUGGUUUAGAUAAAGAAUUGCGUGCAUGGGAUGCAUAUAUUGGUAUAGAGGAUAAAGUGAAGAAUAUGCUAACCUCGUUGAGAGCAGUAAGUGAAUUACAAAAUCCAGCUAUACGUGAUAGACAUUGGAUACAAUUGAUGAAGGCUACAGGCGUUAAAUUUGAAAUGAGUGCGGGGACUACUCUAAUGGAUUUAUUAUCUUUAAAUUUACAUCAUUUUGAAGAUGAAGUACGCAAUUUAGUGGAUAAAUCUGUUAAAGAAAUGAGUAUGGAGAAGGUGCUGAAAGAAUUACACACUACCUGGUCACAGAUGACAUUUGAACAAGACGUGCAUCCACGGACUAAUUUAGCUUUAUUGAAAGCAAGUGAAGAAUUAAUUGAAACUCUUGAAGAAAAUCAAGUUCAACUACAGAAUAUGAUGACGUCGAAAUACAUUGCCUAUUUUCUAGAUGAUGUUUCAGCCUGGCAGAAAAAACUCUCCACUGCUGAUCAAGUGAUUACAAUCUGGUUUGAAGUACAACGGACAUGGUCACACUUAGAAUCAAUAUUUAUCGGUUCAGAAGAUAUACGUAAACAACUACCACAAGAUUCGUUAAGAUUUGACAGAAUUGAUCAUGAUUUUCGUCAGUUAGUCAGUGAAGUUGGACUGGAUCGUAAUGUUAUCAAGGCGACUAGUCGACCGAAUCUCUAUGAACGCUUAGAAGUAAUCCAAAAAGAUUUAGUUUUAUGCGAAAAAGCGUUAGCUGAAUACCUGGAAACGAAACGUUUAGCAUUUCCACGAUUCUACUUUGUAUCACCAACUGAUCUACUGGAUAUUUUGUCCAAUGGUAAUAUACCAGAACAAGUUACUAAGCAUUUAACAAAAUUAUUCGAUUCAAUGGCUACACUGAAAUUCCGUUCAAAAUCAGACGGUGGUAAGGGAAAUUCAAAAAUUGCUUAUCAAAUGGGCGCCAAAGAUGGCGAAGAAGUGAAAUUGUCUAAAGAUGUUAAUUUAGAUGGACAAGUUGAAGUAUGGCUGAAUAAGCUGUUAGAUGAAAUGCGCGCCACAAUCCGACAUUAUCUAUCAGAGGCUGUAUCAUCUUAUGAAGAAAAAGCCCGUGACCAAUGGUUAUUCGAUUAUCCUGCUCAAGUAUCAUUGGCUGGCUCACAGAUUGGCUGGUCAACAGAAGUCAACAUAAAUUUUGCUCGAUUAGAAGAAGGCUAUGAAAAUGCACUGAAAGAUUAUAAUAAGAAACAAGUACAACAAUUGAAUGCAUUAAUCACCUUAUUAAUUGGUGAAAUGAAUUCACAGGAUCGUCAAAAAGUCAUGACUAUUUGUACAAUUGACGUCCAUAAUCGUGAUGUUGUCAGUAAAUUGAUUUCACAGAAAAUUGACAAUGCCUUAUCAUUUACAUGGAUAAGUCAACUGAGACAUCGUUGGGAUGAAAAACACCAGGAUUGUUUUAUCAAUAUCUGUGAUGCACAAUUCCGUUAUGCACAUGAAUACCUUGGUAAUACACCAAGAUUGGUUAUUACACCACUGACAGAUCGUUGUUAUAUCACAUUGACUCAGUCGCUGCAUUUAACAAUGAGUGGUGCACCAGCUGGACCAGCUGGUACAGGUAAAACAGAGACAACAAAAGAUUUAGGCCGAGCAUUAGGCAUUAUGGUCUAUGUGUUUAAUUGUUCAGAACAAAUGGAUUAUAAGUCUAUUGGUAAUAUCUACAAAGGAUUAGCACAGUCUGGUGCAUGGGGUUGUUUUGAUGAAUUCAAUCGUAUAUCUGUAGAAGUAUUGUCUGUUGUAGCUGUACAAGUCAAAUGCAUACAAGAUGCUAUAAGAGAUAAAAAGAAACGUUUCAAUUUCUUAGGUGAAGAGAUUAGCUUAGAUUCAACUGUUGGUAUAUUCAUUACAAUGAAUCCUGGUUAUGCUGGACGUGCUGAAUUACCAGAAAAUUUGAAGGCGUUAUUUCGUCCAUGUGCUAUGGUUGUACCAGAUUUUGAGUUAAUUUGUGAAAUUAUGUUGGUGGCUGAAGGUUUUACAGAUGCAAGACUGUUAGCUAGAAAAUUUCUUACACUUUAUAAACUAUGCAAAGAAUUAUUAUCUAAACAAGAUCAUUAUGAUUGGGGUUUAAGAGCUAUCAAAUCAGUGUUGGUUGUAGCUGGUGCUUUGAAACGUAGUGAUCCAGGUCGUCCAGAAGAUCAAGUACUUAUGCGUGCGCUGCGUGACUUUAACAUUCCUAAAAUUGUUACGGAUGAUUUGCCUGUUUUUAUGGGUUUGAUUGGAGAUUUAUUUCCAGCCUUAGAUGUGCCGAGAAAAAGAGAUUUAGAACUUGAAAAACAAGUGAGACAAGCUGCAAUCGAUUUGAAAUUACAAGCUGAGGAUAAUUUUGUUCUGAAGGCUAUACAACUUCAAGAAUUGUUCGCUGUACGACAUUCGGUGUUUGUGUUAGGUAAUGCUGGUACAGGCAAGUCAAUGGUAUGGAAAACAUUAUAUCGUACAAAUUUAAAUAUGAAAAAGAAACCAGUUGCUGUUGACUUAGAUCCAAAGGCGGUUACAAACGAUGAACUCUUUGGUGUUAUUAAUCCAGCUACACGUGAAUGGAAAGAUGGUUUAUUCUCGGUUAUCAUGAGAGAUUUAGCCAAUUUAACACAUGAUGGACCUAAAUGGAUUGUACUCGAUGGUGAUAUUGACCCGAUGUGGAUUGAAUCAUUGAAUACAGUUAUGGAUGAUAACAAGGUUUUAACGCUGGCUAGCAAUGAACGUAUUCCACUUACUCCUACAAUGCGUUUACUAUUUGAAAUAAGUCAUUUGAAAACGGCUACACCAGCUACUGUAUCACGUGCUGGAAUAUUGUAUAUUAAUCCACAAGAUCUUGGGACAACUCCAUUUAUAUCUAGUUGGUUGGCUGCACGUGAACUCCAAUCCGAACAAGCCAAUUUACAAAUACUCUUCGAUAAAUAUGUACCACCAUGUUUGGAUGUUUUACGUGUACGCUUUAAAAAAAUUACACCAAUCGCAGAAAUUGCUCAUGUACAAAUGUUGUGCUAUCUACUUGACUGUCAUUUAACGCCAGAGAUUACGCCACCUGAUUGUCCUAAAGAAUUAUAUGAAUUAUACUUUGUAUUUUGUGCUGUAUGGGCAUUCGGUGGUUCACUGUUUCAAGACCAGUUGGUAGAUCAUCGUGUUGAAUUCAGUAAAUGGUGGGUAACUGAAUUUAAAACUGUAAAAUUCCCAACUAAUGGAGUUAUAUUUGACUACUUUAUUGAUCCUGUAAGCAAAAAAUUUGAACCUUGGUCAAAGAAGUUACCAGUCUUUGAAUUGGAUCCUGAACUUCCUUUACAGGCUAUGCUAGUCCCUACAACAGAAACAGUACGCAUACGUUAUUUCUUAGACCUUUUAUUACAACGUAGACGUCCAGUCAUGUUAGUUGGUAAUGCUGGUACUGGGAAAACUGUACUUGUACAAGAUAUCUUUUCAAGUUUCAAUGAAGAUAUUAUGAUAGCAAAUGUACCGUUCAACUUUUAUACAACUAGUGAAAUGCUUCAACGUGUAUUAGAAAAACCUUUAGAAAAGAAAGCUGGUCGAAAUUUUGGUCCACCGGGGAAUAAACGUCUCAUCUAUUUCAUUGAUGAUUUAAAUAUGCCCGAGGUUGAUACAUACUUUACAGUACAACCGCAUUGUUUAAUCCGACAGCAUAUUGAUCAUUCACAUUGGUAUGAUAGAACAAAAUUAACAUUGAAAGAAAUUAGUAAUACACAAUAUGUGGCUUGUAUGAAUCCAACAUCUGGUAGCUUUACAAUUGAUCCACGGUUGCAGAGACAUUUUUGCGUAUUUGGCUUAAGUUUUCCGGGUCAAGAAGCUUUGAAAACAAUCUAUUCAUCAAUAUUAAGUCAACAUUUAGCACUGAUCAACUGUCCGCCAACCUUACAAAAGUUUGCUAUAAAUAUAACUGACUGUGCCUUACUAUUACAUGCUAAAGUAGCGAGUGUAUUUCUGCCAACUGCAAUUAAAUUCCAUUACAUAUUUAAUUUACGUGAUUUAUCGAACAUUUUCCAGGGUAUAUUGUUUUCUGGAAAUGAAUGUAUUCGACAACCAACUGAUCUAGUACGUAUAUAG
Messenger RNA from Trichobilharzia regenti, 8311 nucleotides. Lineage: Eukaryota; Metazoa; Platyhelminthes; Trematoda; Strigeidida; Schistosomatidae. The record is from the annotation of a GenBank genome assembly.